Molecule: messenger RNA, 294 nt
Organism: Knipowitschia caucasica
Lineage: Eukaryota; Metazoa; Chordata; Actinopteri; Gobiiformes; Gobiidae
Source: the annotation of a GenBank genome assembly
AUGGAAGAGCAGGGGAACGGGUGGGGGUCCCGCUUGCUGUGGAGCCCUUCAGAUCUAUCUUCGGACUCUGGGAGCCACUGUGCGGGACUGGUCCCUGGUCUUCAUCCCGUCCUCAGAGUUCUGACACAGAUUCCUCCUUCCUCUCCAAAAGCCUCUGUUUGUUGCGGCUGCUGCAGCUGGUCGCCUCAGCCCAUCUUGGAUCUGUCUUUGGACCGAUUGAACUGGUAUAAAUUCCAGGUGCCCUCCCACUUCAGGUACAACCUGCAUGAGGAGAGAAGGAAAAAAGAUGAAUAG